Molecule: messenger RNA, 1230 nt
Organism: Elaeis guineensis (African oil palm)
Lineage: Eukaryota; Viridiplantae; Streptophyta; Magnoliopsida; Arecales; Arecaceae
Product: protein MODIFYING WALL LIGNIN-1
Source: RefSeq, a predicted model, not a curated record
GGCUGCGCUGCAGGGUUGACCAGGUCUCGGGAAGGCUUCGACCGGGGACCGAUUUAUUCAAAAAGUCCACGGCCAUCUCUCAUCUCCCGUCAAUAUUGAUAGGUCUUCCUUCGCCUCCUCCUCCUCUCGAUGAAAUCCUUGGGAGGAAAGACACGGGCACGGGCACCCACAUCCUCGAGGGGAAAACCCAUGCUGAGAGGAAGCCCUGCAUCAUGCCUUCUCCACCGGGCAACCCUUGAGAAUAACUUGGCCGCACCUUGAGACACAUUAUAAUUGAGAUCAUCCCAUCCGAAUUCUUCUUCCCCAGGGAAUAAGCUUUCUCCGUACGGAUGGAGAAGCCGGAGCUUGGGAGGCUGGUGAUUUGCUCCAUCGUCGUCUUCCUCGGAACGUUGGCCUUCUCGUGCUCCGUCGCUGCUGAAUUCAAGAAAGUGAAGGCCAAGGAUAUGAAACUGGAUGGAAGCCUCUGUUCGUUGCCGAGGAGCUCCGCUUUCGGAUUGGGGAUCGCAGCGGUCGUCUGCCUUUCGAUAGCCCAAAUUGUCGGGACCUCCACAGUAUGUAUUCGCUCGGGAGACAAAAAAAAGACCAGCAGAAGCCGAAUCGUCUACAUCACCCUAUUGGUUUUAUCUUGGAUCAGCUUUGGAUCGGCCGUGAUUCUAUUGGCUACCGGGUCGAGCAUGAACGGCGGGCAGCCCUACGGGAAAGGAUGGAUGGAUGGGAAUUGCUACAUCGUCAGGAAUGAAGUAUUCCUCGGCGCAGCCGUACUGGUCGUCACGACCGUAGUUUUCACUCUCGGAUUCACGUAUGCAGUGGGAGCAACGAUACGCCAUCGCACCCGACCGGACGAGGGAGGGAGGGAUCAUCAGCAACGGAAAGUAAUUAAUUGAGCCUCCGAUCGCAUCGGAUCCCAUCUAGAUGACGGCAGCGACUAACGUUGUUUCUUUGAGUCAUGCUCGGUUGGAAAAUUCAUCCUUGCAGCAUAACGUGGCAACCUUUUUUUUUUGGUAAAUAAAGGACCCCAACUUUCAGCGUCACUGAAAAAGAAAAAAGAGGCAAUGGAAGAUGACCGGGCCCGACUCUCGGAAUAAGAUACUUGUGCAGCUGGGUCCAUAAAGGCCCGCUACCAUUGGUCGCCUCGCCACCAAAAUCUCAUGUUGUCCUGGACGCAAAGAAAUACACAGGCUGUUACAUUUUUUUCUAUAUAUAAAAAAAACUGCUAUUCAUUAAACUCCA